Schistosoma guineensis is the source of this 489-nucleotide messenger RNA. NCBI's taxonomy places the organism in Eukaryota, Metazoa, Platyhelminthes, Trematoda, Strigeidida, Schistosomatidae. The record is from the annotation of a GenBank genome assembly.
AUGAUUACAUUUUCUCACUUAUUACUUGUUUACUGCGUGCAUCUGACUCUGAAGAUGGCAUUUUCGGCUGAUCCGGACCACUGUCCAGGUCAACGAAUUAAAUGUUACAGUUGUAAUUCUGUUGAAGACAAUCACUGUAAUGAUCCAUUUUUCCGACAACCACAACAGACCAAAUCAUUCCCUUUAGUAGAUUGUAAUGAUUAUUGUUUUAAAUGGGCUUUUCAAGGUCCAGAUGGACAGAAACAUUUAAUACGAAAUUGUUCAACAAGUUUAAAUAUGAAAAUGGAGAAAUAUUUAGUUUGUAUAGCUGAAUCACGAUCAUCCAUUGGUCAUUUAUGUUUUUGUAAUAAAGAUAAAUGUAAUUCAGCUAAUUCAGUUAGAAAACAAUUUCAUUAUAUAUAUUAUAUUGUUUUAAUAAAUUUAGUUCAAUUAUUUUAUCAUUAUCGAUAUAUACUACUAUUAAUACUACCUGUAUUGUAUUAUCAAUAA